Messenger RNA from Ascoidea rubescens DSM 1968, 903 nucleotides. It is a transcript of the gene SEC28, whose product is annotated as coatomer subunit epsilon. Gene Ontology annotation, cellular component: COPI vesicle coat. The transcript has a single exon. Gene Ontology annotation, biological process: intra-Golgi vesicle-mediated transport; endoplasmic reticulum to Golgi vesicle-mediated transport; retrograde vesicle-mediated transport, Golgi to endoplasmic reticulum. Gene Ontology annotation, molecular function: structural molecule activity; protein binding. The record is from RefSeq and is a predicted model, not a curated record. The coding region runs from base 1 to 903 and encodes 300 amino acids. Lineage: Eukaryota; Fungi; Ascomycota; Saccharomycetes; Ascoideales; Ascoideaceae.
AUGGAGGCAUAUGGGGACUCAGACGAGCUUUACACGAUUCGCCAAAAGUUUUUUUCGGGUCAAUUCAAGUUGGUCGCAGAGACAUCGUUGAAAUCGUUUUCAGGCAGCGUUGCAGCAAGAGCUGAAGAGUAUAUUUUAAGAUCCAGGAUAUCAUUGGGAGAUGUUUCUGGGGUGUUGAAUUACAUUCAGGCAGAAGAACAAAAUGGCAGAGCCUUGCCAGCUGGAUUGGAGGCUAUUAGAUUGUAUGCAUUAUAUGUAAGGAAUCCAUCAAAGAACGAUAUUCAUCUAAAGUUUGAAGAAUUUAUCUCAAGGCACACAAACGAUGAGACCACGCUAGUAUUGGGGUCAAUUUAUUUGGUUAAGCAAUAUGGGAACUAUGAAGAUGCAUUAACGUUGUUGAGUAAAGGUGAAAAUUCCUUGGAAUGUAUUUCAGUUAUUGUUCAAAUUCAAUUAUUGAGAAAUCGAUUAGAUUUAGCUAUAAAAGAGUUGAAAAACUCUAGACAAAUAUCUCAGGAUUCUAUAAUUUAUAAUUUGAGCGAGAGCUGGGCCAAUUCUGUAUCUGGGAGUGAUGACAAAUUACAAUCGAGUUUUUAUUUUUGGGAAGAGAUUUCGCAAUCUAAUACGAGUGUUAAAUCAUUAGUUAGUUUGUUGAUUAUUAAUUUGCAAAUGAAACAUUUUCCUGAAUCUAAAGAAAUCAUCGAUCAAAUAGAGUUGUUGAAUGGUGAUGAUUUAAAUUUCUUAGCGAAUGAGAUUACAUAUUAUGUUAUUAAUGGAGAUAAUAAGAAAGUUGAAGAGUUAAUACAAAGAUUGAACCAAUUAUCCAAGGGACAACACCCAUAUAUCAUUGAUUAUAAAGAAAAGGAUGCAAUGUUUGAUGAAAUUGUACAAAAAUAUAGUAUAUAA